Messenger RNA from Sinocyclocheilus anshuiensis, 588 nucleotides. Its product is annotated as protein FAM173B-like. Gene Ontology annotation, biological process: peptidyl-lysine trimethylation; positive regulation of proton-transporting ATP synthase activity, rotational mechanism; regulation of mitochondrial ATP synthesis coupled proton transport. Gene Ontology annotation, cellular component: mitochondrion. Gene Ontology annotation, molecular function: protein-lysine N-methyltransferase activity. The coding region runs from base 1 to 588 and encodes 195 amino acids. The transcript has 6 exons. The record is from RefSeq and is a predicted model, not a curated record. NCBI's taxonomy places the organism in Eukaryota, Metazoa, Chordata, Actinopteri, Cypriniformes, Cyprinidae.
AUGUUUGCCCCGAGAUGCUUUACAGUAUGGAGGACUGUAUUGAGGUCAUCCUUGAGGAGCACAGCAGCAGGUGGUUCAAUCAUCUGCAGUGUCACCUUACUGAUUGGAUCUGCCUUCGCUGGAGUCUACAGACUCUGGGCCAUGUUCUGCAUGCCUGGACUGAGAGUCCCUUUCAGACUAAAGGUGCCAUUUUUACCUUCAACAAUAGAACAAACUGUAAAUGUUAUCAAGCUUCUAGAAGGACGCAAAGGCCAUCUGGCUGACCUGGGAUCAGGCGAUGGACGUUUGGCUUUUGCAGCAUCGUCAAUGGGAUUUCAAUGCACAGGUUUUGAAAUAAACUCCAUAUUAUUGGCCUGUUCAAGGAGUAAAGCAUGGUGGCGUGGAGUACCGCACUCUCAUAUUCAUUUCGUCAAACAGGACUUCUGGAAGACUAAUCUGUCCAAAUACAGAAACGUGACCGUGUUUCUAGCUCCUGCAGUGAUGGGGGUUCUGGAAGAGAAGUUGUUAAAGGAACUUCCUGAGGAUAGAACCGUCCAGAACAUCUUCUCACCAAUCACAGGCCUGAACCAGCCUUCUGGUCUCCAGUGA